Messenger RNA from Platichthys flesus (European flounder), 2127 nucleotides. RefSeq names its product nocturnin b (gene noctb). Gene Ontology annotation, molecular function: poly(A)-specific ribonuclease activity. The record is from RefSeq and is a predicted model, not a curated record. Bases 605 to 1768 code for a protein of 387 amino acids. The transcript is spliced from 6 exons. Gene Ontology annotation, biological process: circadian rhythm. NCBI's taxonomy places the organism in Eukaryota, Metazoa, Chordata, Actinopteri, Pleuronectiformes, Pleuronectidae.
CAUGACGUCCACACAUCAUGGCUUCCAUAAAGCAGACAGGAUGCCCGUGUUGUUAUUGUAUGGUUCACUUUCUCCACGGCUCUGGCUCUGAGGUUUAGGACAAAAUAUAAAAACCAAACAACAAUCCAACGAACAUCCGGAAUCCACCUAAGAUCUGGCAACAGCGCUGGUGUGAGCUCUGCCAGCCACAGUGAGUUGUUACGCCAGGUCCGCCUGCCUCCGGCUCUCAGUGCCGGGGAAGUGACGGUGAUUCCUACACUUCUGCUCGGCCAUUGCUCCACUCUAAAGACUUCAGACUGUGAGAAGUGGGGUGAUGAAAUAUUCUGUUCCUGCGCUGCUCCGACCAGCAGGUGGCAGAAGGGAACAGGAUUCGUUUUACGUCAGUGACCUUGCCCUGCAGUUACAGGGUCAAACCACCACCCACGUUGCUCAGAACAAAAACACUCAGAGACACACACACGCAGAGUUACACUCCCUGCUUCUGUCUCACACGCUUUCACGGUCACGUUAAGGCAGAUAAAGAAGAACUGAAAAACAAGGAAUCAGCAGAAGGAGUGUAGCCAAAGGGAGACCACCCGUUUGUUCCUGUAAACAAGUGUGUCCGAUGGGUGGAGGAGCCACCCGGCUGUACAGCGCUCUGACUCACGCCAUCAGCAGCAGCUCUCCUCUCCCCCUCCCUCCUUCCCCGCUGGACCCCCAACAGCCUGCGAACACAAACCUGGAUCCAGACUUCUGCCAGGAGCAGAGGGGGUCCCCUGUCUGUCCCCCGGAUCCAGUGGAGCUGCUCCGACAGUGUGAGGAGGCCCUCAGGGACCGACCACCUCGCCUCCACAGGAAGUUCGUUUACCUCAAUGAGGGUAGCAGCGCCCCCAGCAGCCCCAUUCGGGUGAUGCAGUGGAACAUACUGGCACAAGCUCUGGGUGAAGGACUCGACAGUUUUGUCCAGUGUCCCCUGGAGGCUCUCAGCUGGUCCCGCAGGAAGUACCUCAUCCUAGAGGAGAUCCUCACCUACCGACCUCAUAUCCUGUGUCUGCAGGAAGUCGACCACUACUACGACACCUUCCAGCCGGUUCUGGCCAGCCUGGGUUACAGCAGCAGCUUCUGCCCCAAACCAUGGUCGCCCUGUUUGGAUGUAGAGGGCAACAACGGGCCGGAUGGCUGCGCGCUGUUCUAUGACCUGUCGCGAUUCGAGCUGCUGGACAGCAUGAACAUACGCCUCUCUGCCCUGAGGAUUCCAACCAAUCAGGUUGCAGUAGUGACGAUGCUACGCUGUCGGAGCACGGCGAGAUGCGUGUGCGUGGCAGUGACCCACCUGAAGGCCCGUGUGGGCUGGGAGUGGCUGCGCAGCGCUCAGGGCUCCGACCUCCUGCGACAGCUCCAGAACCUGGUCCAGAAACACGCCGGCGGUCCCACGGGUGACCUCAGCGCCGACAUUCCUCUGCUCAUAUGCGGCGACUUCAACGCGGUCCCAACUGAGGAGGUAUACAGACGUUUUAUCACAUCACCUCUCAGUUUGGACUCUGCCUAUAAGAAACUCAGCAAAGACGGGUUGUCGGAGCCAGAGUACACGACGUGGAAGAUCCGGCCGACAGGGGAAUGUUGUACCACUCUGGACUACAUCUGGUACAGUCGGGACGCACUGAGAGUGGACGCUGUGUUGGACAUGCCCACUGAGGAACAGAUUGGACCAAACAGGCUUCCAUCCUUUAGCUAUCCUUCUGACCAUCUCUCUCUGGUUUGUGACUUCAGCUUUAAGGAGGGAGAGUGAAGUGUUGAAUCUGCUCAUGAGAAGGGACGACGAGUCAAUAUUGGCUCUUGGUUGGUUUCCCCUCCACGAGCAGGCGCGGACAAGGCGCCACGUGUUAGCGAAACGAUGAAUGAUGACAGGAGGCCGAGUGGAAAGCGGAGAAGUCUGAGAUUGUAAUGGCAGUGCAGUUGUCCAUUAUCACGCUGCAGUGAUGCUGCAGUGAUCUCCCUAAACUCUGAUACUGUGUUUUCCACAGCAGCUCACUCAGUCACAGUGAAACUAAUGAGUAGGAGUUUUUUCUUUUGUUCAAAUAAAAUGUUUUAAAAGUGUUUCAUUACUAUGUGCUACAGAUCUGAUGAGAAUAAAGUAUUUCUGCUGUG